This is a messenger RNA of Microthlaspi erraticum, 369 nucleotides long. The record is from the annotation of a GenBank genome assembly. Lineage: Eukaryota; Viridiplantae; Streptophyta; Magnoliopsida; Brassicales; Brassicaceae.
AUGACUUUUAGAGGAAAGGACAUAAAAUACGUUGAUGGAGGUCAAGUUAUGGCGAAGAAAGGAUGCUGGUCUUUGCUCAAAGGUGGUUUAACCGUCGAUUUCUCGGUCCAUGUCAACAUUCUCUUCCAGAGCACUGACUUAGCGGCCGCAGAGAUAUUAGUAGAAAAUGUGAGGUUGCAACGGUUCAACAAAACUCAAUGGAGGCUAAAACAAGACCAAGUCAUUGAAAAGGGAAGAAAAGUGAGAUUUCAAGUGAGUUUUCAGAACAAAUCCGUGGCAAAAGGAUCGUUGAUUUCCCUAAAACAGAUCAAACCAUCUUUCCUCCUCGGCUGUGCUAUGAACUACAAAAUCUUGGAAAGUGAUAGCUAA